This is a messenger RNA of Puntigrus tetrazona (Sumatra barb), 4359 nucleotides long. RefSeq names its product G protein-coupled receptor 132b (gene gpr132b). Gene Ontology annotation, molecular function: G protein-coupled receptor activity. Gene Ontology annotation, cellular component: membrane. NCBI's taxonomy places the organism in Eukaryota, Metazoa, Chordata, Actinopteri, Cypriniformes, Cyprinidae. The record is from RefSeq and is a predicted model, not a curated record. Gene Ontology annotation, biological process: G1/S transition of mitotic cell cycle; negative regulation of G2/M transition of mitotic cell cycle; G protein-coupled receptor signaling pathway. The transcript is spliced from 2 exons. The coding region runs from base 1629 to 2714 and encodes 361 amino acids.
GUCUUGGCUUACCUAACGCAGACACGAGGCUUUUUUUUUUUUUACCGUACCUCACUGAAGCUCGCAGGGCAACCGCGGUUUCUGUAAACGGAGGAUAAGUUAUAACCACAAACUCCGUGCGCAGUGUUAGUAAGAGCCAGGAAGUCCCCCCGUUGCGUCAUUUUAAAGCCUAAUGUAAAGCUGUCACAUGACCUUUUUCAUUGGAUUUAGCUUUUGUCCAGCUUCGCCAAUUUCAUGUUAGAUUUAAUAUGCGUAUGCUUCAUAUGCAGCUUACGUCCGUAGCUGUGGUAUCUGUACAAGGCCGUAAUAAUCACAGGGGAAGCCGUUAAUGGGAACAGUGGUUUUGAAAAAAUAAAUAAAUGUGUAUUUAUAAAGGAAGGCAGAAAAGCACGUUUCAAAAGUGAACUUUCUUAUUUACGAAUCAAUAUAGUAGGUUCGCUCUUCCUGUUAUAUCUUUUUAAGUUGAAUCUGCCGGAUUCGCACUCAUUUUUAAGACAUUUCUAAUGUUACAAAAGAUUUGUCAGAGAAUGGGAGAAAGUGUAAUCAUUCUUUUCAUUGACGUAUUAAGCAUCGAAACAAUACAAUAUUGCUAAUGGCAAGAAAUGUUUCCUGAGCAGCAAAUCAACAUAAUAAGAUCACGUGACACUGAAGACUGGGGGAAUGGCUGCUGAAAAGUAUGAAAAAAUACAAAUAUAAUUUUAAAAUAUGAAACCAUUUAAAAAGCAUCUCUUAAAAUGGUAACGUUUUAUAGCAGACAAAUGAACUGGAGACUCUAAACUUUUAGAAAACAGCAAUAAUCUCACAAAUUUCUUGGAGGCACCCAGAAAAGGUGAUGUCCUGACACGAAUGUGGGAUCAUUUCCAAAAAAAACUACGCUAACUUUAAUUCACUGGAAAGUCUUACACAUAGUGACAUGUGGGUGCUCAUUAUGUUGUUCAGUUCUUGAGAUUAGUAUAGACCACAGAAAAAUGUAUGAAACGGUCUUCAUGUUUCCACUUGUUUUCCUUUUGAAAACAUUGGAUUAUGCCUGUAUUCGCCUGUCAUCGAUGACUCUGGAUGACUAACAAACAUCACAGCAGCUGUGCUAUAACUGUAAAAAAUGCGUAUAGGAGAAAUGCUGAGGUUACCAGACUUUUUUUCAAGUUUAGAUUAACUUUUUUUCCCCUCAUUUGUUUAAAAUAAAUAAAUAAAUAAAUAUAUAUAAUAAUAAUUAUUAUUAUUAUUAUUAUUAUUAUUAUAUAUUUUUUUAUUUUAUUUUUUAUUCCCUACAGGAAGACGCUGUUUUUUCAUCGUAGGCUGUUCAAAUAACUGGUUUAGGUACACUUUACUGUGGUAAUGCGAUACAAGAAAACGAAUAUAAAUGAAAUCCUGCCGAGUUACAGGUUUGAUAUAUGUCUAAUAUUAAGAUCCUAAAGGUGAUCUUUAAGCGCCUUGCCGCAGACCCGCUCGCGCACGCAACCCCACGACGUCAGAUGUUUCUCCUCUUCUUUCCUCUGAAGCGCCUUCUUUGGAGCGCGGCGGUCACGUGGUCGUGUGUGGUUUAGAGGUGUUCGCGCGCCGCGCUCCUCCGCUGUAAUUUCAAUGGUGAUGGAUGAAGAGCGGACGCCUUCUUAACACCGCUUAGAGAUAUGAUGCAUGUAUCCACAACGUCACCGAGCGUCUUUUCUACGGCGAACGAGAGCAAGAAUGCGACCUGUGAUAUAUCCUACGAAGACGACCGCGUUCCUCUGAUGGUGCUCUACAUCGUAGUGUUCAUCAUCGGCCUGCCAGCCAACCUGGCCACGGUCUACCUCACCCUCCACCAGGUGUGUCGUAAGAACGUCCUCGGCAUCUACCUGCUCAGCCUGUCCUUGUGCGACCUCACCUACCUCUUCACCCUGCCUCUGUGGACGGUGUACGUCAAUCAACACCACGAGUGGCCCUGGAGCUCCUUGGCCUGCAAAGUGACCGGCUUCGUGUUCUUCAACAACAUGUACAUCAGCAUCUUCCUGCUGUGCUGCGUGUCCAUCGACCGUUACGUGGCGGUGGUCUACGCCAUCGAGUCUCGGGGCCUUCGGCAGAAACGCAUCGCGGCUCUAGUGGCGUUUUCCGUUUACGCGGUGGUCGGUUUGGGUCACUCGCCCGUCUUUGUCAUGUCUGAAGGCAACGCUGCCGAAGGAAAGCGCCGCUGCUUCGAGCCCGGUCACAGCUCAGGGUUAGUUACUGGAUUCAAUUACGCUCGCGUUUGCGUCGGCUUUUUCAUCCCCCUAGCCAUCCUGAUCUUCACCAAUAGAGCCAUUCUCACCAACGUUCAGGCCAGUACAGGCCUCCAGCCUCAUCAGAAAGUGAAGGUGCGCAACCUGGCUGUGGCUGUGGUGGCGCUGUUUUUGAUCUGUUUCGCUCCGUACCAUAUCAUCCUGCUGCUGCGAGCCAUCACCUUCCACUUCCCCAAGCUGCAACAGGACUGUCGCUUUAAACAGCACAUCUACAUGCCUUAUAAAAUCUCCUUAGGGUUGUCGACAUUCAACAGCGCCUUCAAUCCAAUUCUCUACGUGCUCUCCAGCAACAACAUCCGUCAGGAGAUCAGAAGAGGCAUGGCGUCGCUGUGUAACAAAGUCAGCUUGGGACAGUGCUCCACGAACAGCAGCCAGCACAACAUGCACAGCUCCAAAAGCAAUUCGGACCCCGUCACGAUAAAGGGAGGUCAGAUGAAGACAACUUGCCCCACUGCGUGAUAAAUUUUUUAGAUGCAUUGGACAUUUUUGUUGCGUUUAACUUGGAAGAGAGACAAAUCAAGGUUGUUGAUCAAUGCAACUUGGAGUUUAAACAGGUCUUGCAAAAAAAAAAAGGUGGAACUUCCUGUUUUUAUUAUGGUCUUUUCGCACCUCCUGAGCUCUUUCUGUCAGUUUCAGUGUAGCUGUCUGUGCUGAAUAUCCUGAGCGUCUUCUUCAGAUUGUUCUUGAUAAGCACAACCUCAAGAGUCAGUUAGAGGCAAUCUGACCUACUUUUAAAGUGACUCAUUUCAAAUGUACUUUUUGAUUGGCCUUUGUCUAAAACCAAUCGUGUCGAAAUAACUGAUAUUGCACUUGAAAGAAGUUCGCAAGACAGAAUAUUAGCAGAAAUUGCGCAUAGCCUAAUUCUGCUCAUGCAAAAGGUAUGAAUAGCAGUGAAUUUACAGAUAACUUUACUAACUGGGCAAAUUAUGACAAAUCCAGAGGACGAUUUAUUGUAGCAGCUCAGUACUUUGUAGACAUGAUUUCUGAUUCUAGCGGACAUGUGCAGCUGCAAUCUCAUAGGGUGUAACAAGCCAACCAAUCAGAUUAGAGCUUGCUGUUUCACACUGUCAGGAAAAAAAUGGCAAAAUUUGUACUUUCAGGGGUGUAAUAGUUUGCUACCGAGACAGAACCCUCAAGAGGACACCUUUAUACUAUACUAAGGUGCUAAUAUGCAUCCUAUGGGGGAUAAAAAAAAAGCCCCUAAAUUGUGCAGCGCUAUACAUGUAUAUGCAGAUUAUAUAUAUGUACCUUUAAUAGGAAUAUGUACACUUACUGUUACUAUUAUGAAUCCUUCAGGGGUAAAUAAGUUGACAUGAUGCCCUUUUAACGUUCUGCCUCGUGACAAGCCGCUGAACCCCUAAAAAUACUACAUGUAUCAUUUUUUUCCCUCUGAGAGUGUGGCAAGUGAUUGCCUUUUGUGUGCAAUAAAGCUUCAAAUGGAUGGUGUGAACAGACAUACAGCAUCACUUUUUUAUGUUCUCACAUAAUUUACUGUAAUAGAGAUUCAGUGUUUUAUUGUACAUUGAAUGUCAGUGGUAAACCGCAUGCCGUUUAGUGAUGACAGUGUUCUUUUUUUAUGUACAAGCAGAUUUCUUUAAAUUAUUUAGUGCGUUUGUUUAUAAGAUUUUAUAAUGGAUGCGUUUUGCAUUACGACUAUUUUGUUAUCAUGUUAUUUCAAUGAAUUUCCAGACAAUGGCUUUUUUAGGUGUAGCACUCCUAUUUUUGUUUUCCCAGUUUUCCUGUUUUCUCAUAUUUUAGUUUUGUAAACUAGGCCAUAAUAAAAUUGCAGCCAGGCGUUUCUCGUAAAUUCACCAGUACAUUAUGAUUGGUCAAUUGCACGUAAUGCUACUCUUUUAAAAACGGUAAAUAGCAAUAUUACAAGAGAAGCACAACACUUUUCUCAUGAACUUGGCAUGGCCUAAUUAUGUUUUUAAGAGUAUGAUGCAGAAAUGUAAAUAAAAUAUUUCAAAAGAUACUUGUUGGAAAAAACAAAUGUAUGCACAGUGAAAAAUGGAAUAAGUGAUAAUCUGUCAUUUAAGCAUUAUGUAUUGAAAACUGUUGGUUUCUGACGUCUGAUUAUUAAAAUUUGGGAAGCUGAAAACUA